AUAUAUAUAUAUAUGUAUGUAUGUAUAUAUGUAUUCAAAUUCCAUUCAAACUCUGGCCGGUCACUUUAAAGACCCCAAAAGAAGAAAAAUAAGAAAAGAAGAACUUCUUGCUAGUCAGUCCAUGGAUGCCGAAGCUUCACCGUUUGAGAGCAGUGAGACAGUUGCGAGUUUCUUGGCAUCGACUCCCUUGCUGAUUGAGUCAUGGAGGCUAUGCAGCGUAGCAAACACCACUCCCGGCGCUGCUUUCGUAUCCCAUCAAAUCGGAGACGUCGGAUAUUUUGCUUUAUCCGGAGAAGAAGAUCAAUGUUUGAGUUUCAGAAAUUUGGUAGCGUUGGAGAACGCCGGCCACGGCCUUUUUCCACCAUUAUCCAACAACAACAAUAAUAAUCAUAAUAAUAUUAUUAAUGGAGAGGAAGAGGCCGUCAUGGUGCAUGCAGGGCUGCUCAAGCUCUUCGUGUCUCUGCGCUGCUCCCAAACUUUCCAAGACCAGAUGUCGGCCCUAACAGAGAAAAGCAAGUCCAUUGUGAUCACAGGCCAUUCUAUAGGAGGAACAACUGCCUCACUCUGUGCUCUCUGGCUCCUUUCUUCCCUCCAAUCUGUCUCUUCCACCCCUUCAGUCCUUUGCAUUACCUUUGGAUCACCAUUGCUCGGCAAUGCCUCCCUUUCGCGAGCAAUCCUCCGAGAAAGAUGGGGUGGCAAUUUUUUCCACGUAGUUUCCAAGUACGACAUCAUGCCAAGACUACUCCUUGCUCCAAUUGAAUCAUGCAGCGCUCAAGUACUGCAUUUCUUACUACAAUGCUUUCAGCACUUUCGAAAUCUUGGUGUUCAUGUUCAACUGCGCGACGAAGAGAAAGCUGCACUAUCCAGCUUCGUGUCAGCUUAUUUGCGUGCGUCAUCAUUGCAAGAAGGAGAAGAGAGAGAAAGCAGCAGCAACAUGUCGUAUUGUCCAUUUGGGAGCUACUUGUUUUGCUCACAAGAGGGCGCUGUGUGUGUGGAGAAUGCAGUGUCUGUGAUGACAAUGAUGCAUUUGAUGUUUAUGCCAGCUGAAGCUAAUCCAAUGUGCUGUAUCCAGGAUCAUCUCAACUACGGAGAUUAUGUUGACAAGAUUUCUUCACAGUUUCUGAAGACAAGCUUCAUGCAGCAGGAUGAGCUUCCAGAAUCAAGCUACGAAGCAGGGGUUGCAUUGGCAUUACAGUCCUUAGGAAUAAAUAGCCACGAACCAGCUGCCGCACCUGCGAAAGAGUGCCUAAAGAUAGCAAGGCGAUUAGGACGUACCCCAAGUUUGAAUUGUGCUAAUUUAGCUGUUCGGCUCUCCAAGUACACGCCUCACAGAGCUGAAAUCGAGUGGUACAUGGCAUCCUGCGACGAGUCUGGUGAGCAACUGGGGUACUAUGACGCCUUCAAGCAUAGGGGCUCCUCAAAAAAGGGUAACAGGGUCAACAUGAACCGCCUCAUGCUUGCUGCAUUUUGGGAUGGGGUGAUAAAAAUGAUGGAGACAAAUGAGCUGCCUCACGAUUUUCACAGGCGAGCAAAAUGGGUAAAUGCAUCCCAGUUUUACAUGCUCCUCGUUGAGCCAUUGGACAUCGCAGAGUACUAUAGAACUGGAAUGCACCAUGUCAAGGGUCAUUACUUGGCGCAUGGAAGAGAGAGGAGGUUUGAAAUAUUCGACAGAUGGUGGAAGGAGAGAAGCAUCAACGAUCAGAAGCAAAGUAGAAGCAGAAGCAAGUUUGCAGGUUUGACUCAGGAUUCGUGCUUCUGGGCAAAGGUGGAGGAAGCUAGGGAAUGGCUUACUAAUUUUAGAAGUGAGACUGAUACAAGGAAGCUACAUUCUCUGUGGGAAAGUAUCAAUAACUUCGACAGCUAUGCAGCCGGUUUGGUCCAGAGAAAGGAGGUCUCUAAAGACGUUAUGGCAAAGAACUCAAGCUACAUGAAAUGGCUGCAAGAGUUGGCAGAUCUGAGAUCGCAGGUCCUUUGAACCAUUUCCUUGCAUCCAACAUCCACCAAAGCAUUAUUAGCCCCAAUCCCACACUCAAACCAGCAGGUGCAUAGUCGAAUGUAUUCCAAAUAACUGGGUAGAAGUCGGGAGGAGGAGAAGAAGGGAAGACCGAACAGAUAUUACAAAUCCACAGGAAGGCAACCAAGCAAAUUGGCCUUCUUGCUUUCUCCAAAUAAAAUCGUCCAUUUUCAAGUUGCUUGCCAGCAUUACCAAUCUUGCAAAGAUUGGAACUGCAUAUCCUCCUACCCAUCUAAUUCCAUGUACAUGUCGAAGUUUUGGCAGUGACGACUAGAUUGACUCUCAAAAUUGGAAGUCCGAGGAGAAUGCAGAUAUUCAGUCUCUGUAGCUAAAAGUUGCAGUUUGGAUGUUCACCGAUUAGUCAUACCGAUUCAAACAGAUGAUAUAUUUGUUAAGAAGUUUUUCUUUUC
Molecule: messenger RNA, 2424 nt
Organism: Pyrus x bretschneideri (Chinese white pear)
Lineage: Eukaryota; Viridiplantae; Streptophyta; Magnoliopsida; Rosales; Rosaceae
Product: lipase-like PAD4
Exons: 5
Coding region: 17-1975 (652 amino acids)
Biological process (GO): lipid metabolic process
Source: RefSeq, a predicted model, not a curated record